AUGACACUUGUAAUAUCUCCUAUGCUUGUGCGACAGUAUUCUACAGUAAUUAUAGUGAAUUUGAGUGUUUUGACAACUGGCAUGAGUUUGGGCUGGUCAUCCCCUAUGGUGGUGAAACUAAGCAAUUCCACUACAACCCCCCUCUCCAGGGUUAUUACUGACGCUGAGGGAUCCUGGAUAGUGUCUUUGGGAUAUCUCUGCAGUAUUUUUAUACUCAACGCCUUGGGGAGUUCUUCCUUAGAUGGAAUAGGCAGGAAGUACAGCGUCAUAGCAUCGGCUGUUCCAAAAUUGUCCAUGGCAGUCCUACUUAUUUUCGCUACGGAAGUCUGGAUGGUGAUCUUGGCUCGUUGCGUCAUGACGAUCACCGAUAGCUUUCUAUUCUGUGUUGUUCCUGCGUAUGCUGCAGAGAUUGCAAGUAAAUCGCAACGCGGUUCCCUUGGUACCUUUCUUCAACUGUUCUCGUCGCUUGGAAUCGUUAUAACGCUGUCUGUCGGCCCGUUUGUGUCUUAUCACACAUACAGCUACGUAUUCGUGGCUGUUAUAGCAGCGGCUACUUUGCCACUUUUCUUCUUGCCAGAAAGUCCUUACUUCCAGUAUGCUAAAGGUAAAACUAAUGAGGCCUUCAGAACGUUAACCAGGAUCCGCGGUUCUGAAGCCCAAGCGACUCUCGAGUUGGAGGAAUACGAAAAAUCCAUAGAGAGCCGGAUAAAAGUGGACAAAAUCGUCCUCUUGAAGGACAGGAUAUUUUUAAAAUCUCUCGUUUUGAGCAUUAUGUUGUACGGUGGGUCUCAAAUCGUCGGUUACAACGCGGUCACAUUCUAUCUACAAACCAUUUUGAUCUCUACCAGGACGGAAGUUAUGCCGGAAAUUGCGUCUGUAAUCAUAGGACUGAUACAGGUCGUCGCAAGUCUGUCUGUCACUUUUCUGACGGCCAUGUUUAAGAGAAAGCAGAUCUUGGUUACGUCACUGCUCGGCAUGUGUUUGGGAAUGGUGGGUUUGGGGUCAUUCUUCCAAGUCUGUGCUCCUGACUUCGAUGUCCACGGCUUCAUGAAUUACUUACCCAUAAUUUCUUUGAUCGUCGUCGUGUUCUCCUACAGCGCUGGAAUCGGUUCCCUCAUAUGGCCGAUAUGCGCUGAACUAUUCGAGGGUCCUGGUCGGGCGUUCGGCACAUCGAUAGGCCUCGCCAUCUGCCAGUUUACCAUAUUCGUGACUACCAAGUACUUCACUUCGAUGACCACAGCACUCGGUCCUGCGUCCACCUAUUGGUUCUUCAGUAUUAUGUGUGUCAUUAUUGGAACACUCAUUGCGAUAUUUUUGCCCGAGACAAAGGAUAGGACGUUUAGGGAAAUACAGACGGCGUUGGGGAAAGAUGAUAGAGAUAAAAUUGUAUUAGGUUAA
This is a messenger RNA of Leptosia nina, 1398 nucleotides long. The record is from the annotation of a GenBank genome assembly. NCBI's taxonomy places the organism in Eukaryota, Metazoa, Arthropoda, Insecta, Lepidoptera, Pieridae.